Molecule: messenger RNA, 1049 nt
Organism: Sturnus vulgaris (Common starling)
Lineage: Eukaryota; Metazoa; Chordata; Aves; Passeriformes; Sturnidae
Gene: AASDHPPT
Product: aminoadipate-semialdehyde dehydrogenase-phosphopantetheinyl transferase
Cellular component (GO): cytosol
Molecular function (GO): magnesium ion binding; holo-[acyl-carrier-protein] synthase activity
Source: RefSeq, a predicted model, not a curated record
CGGGGCCGGGCCAUGGGCAGCGUGCGCUGGGCCUUCCCCUGCGGCGCUUGGCGACCCCGCCGCUGCGAGUGGCUGCUGGCCGCGCAGCUGGUGCAGCCCGAGGAGAAGGAGCGCAUCGGCCAGUUUGUCUUUGCCCGCGAUGCCAAAGCCGCCUUGGCUGGUCGCCUGCUGAUGCGGAAAUUAAUUGCAGAAGAGCUAUGCAUACCAUGGAAUGAAGUACACUUGCAAAGGACAUCAAAAGGAAAACCUUUCCUGGCCAAUAACUUACUCGGUAUCCAUUCAAAUUACAACUUCAAUGUCUCCCAUCAAGGAGACUAUGCAGUCCUUGCAGCUGAGCCUGAGCGUCAAGUUGGCAUUGAUAUUAUGAAGACUGAUUUACCAGGUAGUAGCUCAAUUCCAAAUUUCUUUCACAUAAUGAAGCGACAGUUUACUGAAACGGAGUGGGAUGUAAUCAAGUCUAUGAGUAAUGAAUGGAGGCAGCUGGAUAUGUUUUAUCGGCACUGGGCCUUGAAAGAAAGCUUCUUAAAGGCCAUUGGAGUUGGAAUUGGCUUUAACUUACAAAGAAUUGAAUUUAAUGUGUCUCCAUUGCAACUGGAAAUAGGGAAGGUGUAUAAGGAGACAAAAAUGCUUCUGGAUGGAGAAAAAGAAGAGGAGUGGACAUUUGAGGAAACCCGCUUGGAUGGCCAUCAUCAUGUUGCAGUGGCACUUGGGAAACAGGAGGGAGCUGUACAGAAGGAUUCUGAUGUCCAUUCCAUGGAGCCUAACCAACCACAAUUUACUUUAUUGACUUUUGAAGAUUUAGUUGCAUCUGGUAUUCCAGUCGCACCUGAGGAUUCUGCAUAUUGGGAUAAUUUCUGUUUAAAGCAGGAGGGUCCAGUGAGGCAGAGCUCACAUUCAAGAUAAGACUGUGUAUAAAAAGAAACUUACCAAAGUUCUUAUGCUGUUAUACUGCUUAAUUUGAAGUAUGGGAAUAAGUGCACAUAUGUAAAUGAAAUGGAUCUUUCCCUGCUUAAGCUGACAACCUGAUUUUCAUGACACUUCAUUGGAAU